Messenger RNA from Argiope bruennichi, 876 nucleotides. RefSeq names its product piggyBac transposable element-derived protein 4-like. The transcript has 2 exons. The record is from RefSeq and is a predicted model, not a curated record. The coding region runs from base 1 to 876 and encodes 291 amino acids. Lineage: Eukaryota; Metazoa; Arthropoda; Arachnida; Araneae; Araneidae.
AUGUCGGAAGAACUUUUUAGCGAGUUAUAUGCGGAUGUUUUGUCGGAUUGUCCGAGUGAUUUCGAGUUCAGUGAUUCUGAUAGUGAUGAUUCAGACAUUAGACCAUCAAAACGACAAAGAAGAAUUCUUUCCGAUAGUGAAGCAGAUAGUGAUGAAGAGUGGAAUGAUAUUGAUAUUGUUCCUUCUUUGGAAGAUUAUUCGAGAAAUUCGAGAGUACCGAAGUUCGAAUGUGAUCCACCAAGCAUCGUUGAUGUAAUCGAUUCGUUUUUUGAUGAAGAAUUUUUCAAUUUAGUUGUUUCUCAAACAAAUCUAUAUCACACCCAAAUGAAAGAUUUGCAUAAAAAUUCAGCCAAAACUUUACAGUGGAAGGAAGUAACAACGAACGAUAUGAAAAAGUUUCUUGGAUUGUUGGUAUUGAUGGGACAAACGAAAAAAACUUGCUGGAGAGAUUAUUGGUCAACUGACCCUUUGGUGGAAAUACCAAUAUUCCCUAAAACAAUGAGCAGGAUGAGGUUUGAACAGAUCUUCACAUUUUUCCACCUCAGUGAUAACGUUGAAAAUGUACUUAGUACAGAUAGGCUUUAUAAAAUUAGACCUCUCUUAGACUUCGUUAUUUCCAAAAGUCAAUCGAUGUAUGUACCGAAGCAGCAAUUAUCAUUAGACGAAGCAAUGAUACCAUGGAGAGGACGUCUAAAAUUCAAAACAUAUAAUCCUGCAAAAAUUACAAAAUACGGAAUUUUAGUGAGAAUGGAAUGCUUACCACCCCUAGAUGAUGUCGUCAAUGAUCAACUGCUGCCUCCUUACCAAUUUGUGAAAUAUUCAUUAAACGUAGACGGAGCCUUCAAUCUCAACAUCUGGGCAGCUUUCGCCAAUUAA